AAUGGGUGAAGAAUAUGGAUUUGACAAAGAUAGAUUCUUAAAUUACAAUCAAGACAUCUUUGAUUGUCCAAUAUGUUCAUGUGUUGCUAGACUUCCAAAAGAUUGUAGUUCAUGUGGCACAGUAUAUUGUGGACCUUGUGUUGACUCAUGGCUAAAAAAAUAAUCGUAAUUUAUUUUAUUAAUUAAUCUAGUGAAUGUAUUAAUAGAUGUCCUAAAACAUCUUGUAUAUCGAAUAUUUAAAAAUCACUUAAAAAAAUAUAUGAUGAUCUUGAACUUAAAUGUAUAUUAUUAAUCAGAAAGUAGGUUCUUAUUGUCCUAAGUCAUUUAAAAUAGGAGAUAUUGAUAAGCAUGAAUUUAAUUGUAAAUUACCAAAAUGUAUUAAUUAUGAGAUCUGUGGAAAUACAAUUGGAACAUCUAAUGAAUUUGAAAAUUAAAAAGUAAAAUCUAUUUAUAAUAUGAGGUUUGUGAUCAAACAUGUCUUGUAUUGAGUAAAAUUAAAUAAAUGAAGAGCAAACAUGAUCUCUAUUUAUACUUAAAAUAGUAUUUAAAUGAAAAAUAAACUGUGUUAAGUAAAAUAAUAAUUCACAUUAGAUAUGUCUACUAACUUGAGUCUAGAUUAUACAAAUUCAAAUAAUCUUAUUUUUAAAUGGGAUAAAUAGAGAAUGGGUACAGGCAUAACAAUAUCUGAUGGAGAUACAAGAAUAUUUUUAAAAGAAUAAGCCUAUAUGUUUAGAACUGCAAUAGCAACUUUUGGUUUUGAAAAAGGUAUUGGAUAUUGGGAAAUCGAAGCAGAUGAAAGAACUGAAAAUGAAUUAAAGAUUGGAGUAUCUACAUCCAGAGACUUUAAUUAUAAUACUGCAUUUUGUGACUUUGAAUUUGGUUGGGCUUAUUAUGGAUUGGCAUAGGUAUUAAAUCAAAUUUACAAAUUAAUAGUUGCGUCAUAAUAGCAAUGCUACUGGACCUUCUUUUGGAAAGAGAUUUAAGAAAGAGGGAGUAUUAGGAGUUUGCUUAAAUAUGAAUAAUGGAACUUUAAAAUUUAGUUUAAAUGGAGAACUUAUGGGAACAGCAUAUACUGAUGAAAAGUUGAAACAAGGACCCAUUUAUCCAGCAGUUUCAUUACUUCACUGUGCAGGAUGUAAAUUAACAACUGGUAAGCCUCUUCCAAAUAUAUUCUUGAAUUGAU
This is a messenger RNA of Paramecium pentaurelia, 1183 nucleotides long. NCBI's taxonomy places the organism in Eukaryota, Ciliophora, Oligohymenophorea, Peniculida, Parameciidae. The record is from the annotation of a GenBank genome assembly.